Equus caballus (horse) is the source of this 2688-nucleotide messenger RNA. RefSeq names its product aldo-keto reductase family 1 member D1 (gene AKR1D1). NCBI's taxonomy places the organism in Eukaryota, Metazoa, Chordata, Mammalia, Perissodactyla, Equidae. Gene Ontology annotation, biological process: bile acid biosynthetic process; androgen metabolic process. The record is from RefSeq and is a predicted model, not a curated record. Gene Ontology annotation, cellular component: cytosol. Gene Ontology annotation, molecular function: ketosteroid monooxygenase activity; Delta4-3-oxosteroid 5beta-reductase activity; steroid dehydrogenase activity.
UCUUUGAUUAAAUAGGCCCUGGGACUCCUGUUCAGAAAGACUUCCUGUGGUGCUCAGAAUUACUUCUAGAAAUCUGAAACCCCAGACUCUCUCCAAGAUGUACCUCAGCGCUGAAAAUCACCGCAUACCUCUAAGUGAUGGAAACAGCAUUCCUAUCAUCGGACUUGGUACCUACUCAGAACCUAAAUCAACCCUUAAGGGGAGCUGUGCGGCAUCGGUGAAGGUUGCCAUUGACCUGGGGUACCGGCACUUUGACGGGGCCUACAUCUACCUGAAUGAGCACGAAGUUGGGGAGGCCAUCAGGGAGAAGAUAGCAGAAGGAAAGGUGCGGAGGGAGGACAUCUUCUACUGUGGAAAGCUGUGGGCUACAAAACAUGAGCCAGAGAUGGUGCGUCCAACCCUGGAGAAGACACUCAAGGUCCUCCAGCUAGAUUAUGUGGAUCUUUACAUCAUUGAAAUACCCAUGGCUUUUAAGCCUGGAGAUGAAACCUAUCCAAGAGAUGAGAAUGGCAAGUGGUUAUACCACAAAUCAAAUCUGUGCACCACUUGGGAGGCUUUGGAAGCUUGCAAAGAUGCUGGCUUGGUGAAAUCCCUUGGAGUAUCCAAUUUUAACCGAAGGCAACUGGAGCUCAUCCUGAACAAACCAGGACUCAAAUAUAAGCCAGUCAGCAACCAGGUUGAGUGCCACCCAUAUUUCACCCAGCCAAAACUCCUGAAAUUCUGCCAACAACAUGACAUUGUUAUUAUUGCAUACAGCCCUUUGGGGACCUCCAGGAAUCCAGUCUGGGUGAAUUUAUCUUCCCCACCUUUGUUAAAGGAUGCACUUCUCAACUCACUGGGGAAAAAGUAUAAUAAAACAGCAGCUCAAGUUGCUUUGCGUUUCAACAUCCAGCGAGGAGUGGUAGUCAUUCCUAAAAGCUUUAACUCUGAAAGGAUCAAAGAAAACUUUCAGAUCUUUGACUUUUCUCUUACUGAAAAAGAAAUGCAGGACAUUGAAGCCUUGAAUAAAAAUGUCCGCUUCGUGGAAAUGCUCAUGUGGCGUGAUCACCCCGAAUACCCAUUUCAUGAGGAAUACUGACUUCAGGGAGCUUCUGAACUGCUUUUUCCCUCCCAUGUGCGCCAGGACCUUUGGCUGGGUGGUUCCACCAGAUGUGGAAAUGAACGGCAUUUUCCUGUCCUCAGAUGAAGUGGUGAUGGAAACGAUUACUUUUGGGUAGUGUAAGUGACUUUGACCUAGCUAUGUUGCAGAAAAAAAAUGUUUAAAUCUGUUGAAAUAAUUAUUAGAAAUUAUCAGUUAAGAUUUUAUUAGAUCAAUGUCUUCUGGGUUCCCAGACAGAAAAACAUCAGGCUUUAGAUAAGACUUCAGAGGCAACAUAUGAAGAUAAAUAACCUGAAUCGGGUACUACCACUGGUAGCCUGAGUUUGUUAGUACUUAACAGGGCAAAAAAGAGGGUGGAGAGCUGCCACAUGCCAGUGUGCUGGCAGUGGCCUUGAUGGUUUGGACGACUGACUGUAAGACAGACACAGCCAAGAUAAGAUCCACACGUGCAUUAUUAACAAGGCAGUGAUUUGCUGCACCUUGAGUAGAGAGCAAGAGCUAAGUGUAGAAGGGUCUUACAAUAAAGCUAAUUAAAUACCACAGCAGUCAGCAAAGCCAUUGUGACUUAGUUGUUGUCUGUUUCCACCCAAUGUACAUUUGUUUAGUUUUUACCUAGCUUGAGGAACAGAUAAUUGCUGGUUUCCUCUUGCAUGCUUUAAAGGGCCUGAGCUCCAACCUGACUGGUGAAUCAUACUCGCACUGACUGUCACUCUUGCCCCCAUUCAUCACAGGGCCACCGUUAUACAAAGUGGCUUGAGACAACCAACAUACACAAAUAAAGCCUUGUAUCGUAAACAGUCCAAAGAUGACUGUUUUAAAAGAAGGCAUUUAAAAAGGAGGCUUUAGGAAACAUAUUGAAAAAAGAAGUUUUAGGGGCCAGCCCGGUGGUGCAGGAGUUAAGUGUGCACGUUCCACUUCGACGGCCUGGGGUUUGCCGGUUCGGAUCCGGGGUGCGGACAUGGCACUGCUUGUCACGCCAUGCUGUGGUAGACGUCCCACAUAUAAAGUAGAGGAAGAUGGGCACGGAUGUUAGCUCAGGGCCAGCCUUCCUCAGCAAAAAGAGGAGGAUUGGCAGCAGAUGUUAGCUCAGGGCUGAUCUUCCUCAAAAUAAAAAAAGAAGUUUUAAAAAAUUAUUCUUCUGAAGAUUUUGAAAAUGUUAUUAGGAUAUCUGUGAAUUUUGAGAAAGUAGCAAGUUCAAAAGAACACUGGUAAUUUUACUGUAUGUAAAUUUUUUAAGUGAAUAAGAAGAUUAUUAGAAUUCCACAAUAGAUAUAUAGAAAUAGACGUAGAAAAUAGGUAGAGAUGUACCUAUUUUCAGUUUCACUAGAGCAAUAUAUUCUAUUCAUUCACAUGAAGUCUUUCUCACAGAGCAAGAGAGUUCUUCAAAAAUUAUGUUUGUGCAAGACCGACUGUUUAUAGGCAAUCUUCAAUGACUAGAAAACAUACAUUUCUGAGAAAUGAUCACUUCAAAAAAAACUGAUCUCUACUCAUUGUUUCUGUUGAUUCUAAUAUUAAUGCACACAAUGCUGUCCUCUGGAAAAUGUCUUGUUCACAAGAAAUAAUAAAAUACGAUGAUUUGUUUCACCUCA